GGCGGAGAGAAGCUGAGGAGGGACGCCACGGCACCGCAGGCACACCGGCGAGGCUACGGCUACAGCGGGUCUUUGCACAGGACGAUACACGUCAAGAGCACAGGACACUCCCGGGGGUCCCCCCCGAUAGCCGUAGAAGAGGAGGUGGAAGGAAGGGGAGGGGGCAGUUACUCUGAAACUACCGUGAGGAUUACAGAGAGCCGCCGCUACAGCAGCUUUCUCCCAGAAGUUCACCUAGAGAAGACGCCAUGCUGAUGUCCUGAGCUGAGGGAGCCCCGAUUUUAUCCUCAAGCCGUCAUUCGUCUCCAUUUGUUAUUCCAUACCUGGUCCUCUCUCCAUCAGUCACCGAGCUCCAACAGCAUCCACCGUCACCUCCUGUCCAGCCUGCCGUCACCAUGACGUCGGAGCUGGAGAGUAGCCUGACCUCCAUGGAUUGGCUUCCUCAGCUGACCAUGCAGGCGGCCAUCCGCAAAGCGGACGCCCAGAAUGCCCACGGGCCUGGCAUGGGCAAGAAAAGUGCCCUACUGGAUCCUAACACCACGCUGGACCAGGAGGAGGUGCAGCAGCACAAGGAUGGCAAGCCGCCCUACAGUUACGCCAGCCUCAUCACGUUUGCUAUCAACAGCUCGCCAAAGAAGAAGAUGACACUGAGCGAGAUCUAUCAGUGGAUCUGUGAUAACUUUCCUUACUACAGGGAGGCGGGCAGUGGCUGGAAGAACUCAAUACGGCACAAUCUGUCAUUGAACAAGUGUUUUCUCAAAGUGCCUCGCUCCAAAGAUGACCCAGGAAAGGGCUCUUACUGGGCCAUCGACACCAACCCAAAGGAGGACGCCUUGCCCACACGGCCAAAGAAGAGGCCACGGUCUGGAGAGCGGGCUUCUACGCCGUACAGCCUGGAGUCGGAGUCUUUGGGGAUGGAGUGUAUGAUCUCUGGAAGUGCCUCUCCAACGCUGGCAAUCAACACUGUGACUAACAAGGUGGCGUUGUAUAACACAGACCAGGAAGGGAGCGAUAGUCCGAGAAGCAGCCUUAACAACAGCCUGUCUGAUCAGAGUCUGGCCUCCGUCAAUCUCAACAGCGUGGGCAGCGUGCACAGCUAUACACCGGUGACCAGUCACCCAGAACCCGUGUCCCAGUCUAUGAGCCUCCAGCAGCCCCCCCAGUCCCAGUACAACAUGCCAGACCGGGACAAGCAGCUCCUGUUCUCUGAAUUUGAAGAUCUCAGUGCCUCCUUCCGCAGCCUUUACAAGUCUGUUUUUGAGCAGUCCUUCAGCCAACAAGGUCUGAUGGGAAUACCGUCAGAAUCCUCCCAGCAGACCCACACCUCCUGCUCCUAUCAGCACUCCCCCAGUGGCACCAUUAGCACUCAGAACAGCCUGUCAAACAACCAACCCAACAGCCACCCCAACAGCCACUCUGCCAACAGUGGCCAGGUGCCCCUGUCUCAUCCUGCCCAAGCCCACCCUGGCCACGGCUCACCCCACGCACAGCACCUCCCGCAGCACGGUGGCCCCCACAACCAACACAACCAACACAGCCAACACGCCCAGCACAGCCAACACAGUCAGCACCAACAGCACCCACAGCACUCCCAACACCCGCAGCACGCUGCACACCCCCAGCACGGGCAGCACCCAUCGCAGCACCCAUCCCACGGCCAGCACCCACAGCAGCACACACCACACCCCUCCCAACACACGCAGCACAGCCAGCAUCCUUCUCAACACGGACAGCAGCAUCAGAGCCUCUCCCUCCAGCCCCAUCCUACCCAGCAACAGAUGGCCUGCAACACAGGUUUACUGUCUGACUGGUACCCAAAUCUGGAUGCACUGAAAGAAAGCUGUCGUAUUGCUAGCAGCUAUAACUGGGCUGAUGUCGACCUUUCACCUUUCCAAGGAUUGAGAGAAAGUAUGAGACAAGCAGAGUUGAACAACUGGUCCCUGGAGCCCACCCAGAUAGCGGACCUCUGCUCGUCCAUCAACCAGUUUUUUGCCCGCACCGGUGUAAUCCAGCCACAAGGGGCAGUGCAGUCUCCUGUUUGUCAUGGCUCCAUGCACCCCAACAAACCCAGCCAGCACCUCAACACAGGAAAUCUCUACAUGGACUCCAGACAGAGCAUGUCCAUGAUGGGUCCUCCAGGAUAUCCCCACAUGCCCCCCAUGAGCAGCGCAGGACCCACUAUGACAGGGCACCAUGCACAGAUGAACCAGCAGCACAUGAUAGCUACCAGAAACUUCCAGAUGCAUCGUAUGCCAGCCGACGACAUCCAGGAUGAUUUUGAUUGGGACUCCAUUGUUUAGCCCCUUAGACGUCCUUUUGCAAAGAAAAGGGAGCGAGGAGAGGAGGUGGAAGCCAGAGGAAGCCAGGCUGAGCUGAAAGGCCACAGGAGGAGGAGGAAGAGGAGGCCACUGUGGGUGGGAUGCAGAAGAACAUUUGACAAGCUUUGGAGAGAGACAGACUUCAAGGUCCUGACAUUUUUACAAAAGCAAAACAUAACUAGAAAAUGUUACUUUGAAGACAAUCAUAUUUAGUCGGACAUGUUAAAGUGAUUGCUUAUGUACUUGUCUAGAGACAAGUAGAACACAUUCACAUUUAAACCACAUGCUCCUCAGCCAGCCCUCUCCCCAUCCCUAGCCAGCAGCCUUCCAAAGUCCGAAACCCUCUCCCCCUCCGCCCCCCUGCUCCGUAACUGUUAUGUGAUUUGAGCGACGUGUUCAGCUUGUAAUUCUUCUCGUGUUGACAUUGGCCUCAGCUGCCUCGUGGAUGAGUUAAUCUCUCUUUUUAACAUUUUGUUUGUUUGUUUGUUUUUAUUUUUGUUUUUAAGAAACACAGGCCGUCUCUGUGAGUAAUGUGAUGGUGCUCGAUGGUCACUUUUGGGAGAAAGUGGGCCCCACUGUGGCUGAAUUGGUGGUAAAGUUAGGUUUACAAUAACAGUGGUAUUGAACAGGGUGUUAAAUGUUUAAGCAGGAUUGAUAUUAAACUGGGAGUGAGAGAGUGAGAGAGAGAGAGAGAGAGAGAGAGAGAAAACAUCACAGAAAGCAUCGUAGCCAACCAAUGUGAUCAGGCAACAGACUUGUUAUGGGAGUACAGCAACUUUUCUUUUUUUCGUAGUUCUCUGUCUCAAGCACUUAAAGAUGAGUGAAUAUGAUGAGUGUGAGUGGAGGUGAUAGUAGGGAAGUCAGAUAUGUUUUUUUUGUCGUUUUAAACUAAUUCAACCCAAAGUAACCUACGGUUUGUUCUGUGUGUGUAUCAUGUAGGUUGGUAUUUACUCCACCAAUCAGACUUUGUUAAAAACUUGAAAAGUACACAUUUUCAAGCACGUUUUAAGGGCGAAGUUAAUUAUUUUUACAUUAGCAGCCUAUUGAUAAUUGGAGGAAUGACUUAACAUUUAGGAAAUAUGCUCAUUUGCCUUCUUUCCACGGGUGAUAUAAUAAGAUUGAUACCACUGGCAUUAUGCAUGAGUAUGGAGGUGAUUAGCCUAGCUUAGCAUGAAGAUUGGAAGCAGGAGGAAGCAGCUAGCCUGUUCAAAAAUACAUCUACCAGCACUACAUUUGUGGAGGGAUUGAAUAAAUGAGGUAGUUGUUUAUUAGUGAGGUGCUGGAAGAUGUACUUUUGAACUUUUGACCGAGUCGGGCUAGCGGUUUCCCUACUGCUUUCAAUCUUUAUGCUAAGCUAAUCGCCUCCCGGCUACAUAGUCAAAGGGGAACUCGGAAGUCUGUCUACAGGUCUUGAGGAGUACUAUUGCAUAUGUGAAAAGGUAAUAUAAAGUGUUUUGUGAUCCAGAGGGAGGUGUGAGGUUACCAGUGGCUCAAGGCUACAUUAACAUCUUUUAAAAUAAGAAUCCAAAUCUAUGGACUAGGCACCAGGUUUUAACAAGAGAGAUACAUGAAACAAAAAAUAUGUUUCUGUUCUCCUUCAUCCAUUUUG
Molecule: messenger RNA, 3927 nt
Organism: Scomber japonicus (chub mackerel)
Lineage: Eukaryota; Metazoa; Chordata; Actinopteri; Scombriformes; Scombridae
Gene: foxj3
Product: forkhead box J3
Exons: 12
Coding region: 396-2300 (634 amino acids)
Biological process (GO): regulation of transcription by RNA polymerase II
Cellular component (GO): nucleus
Molecular function (GO): RNA polymerase II cis-regulatory region sequence-specific DNA binding; DNA-binding transcription factor activity, RNA polymerase II-specific
Source: RefSeq, a predicted model, not a curated record